AAUCACAAUUUAAAAAUAAAAAUAAUAGAAAAAUUAUAGAUCCAUCUAUCUAUGAUGAAAUCACCAUUGAUAAUUUAGAAAAAGAUUCCAAUCUAUCUAUUACAAAAGAUGGUACAAUUAACGUUGCUG
Entrophospora candida is the source of this 129-nucleotide messenger RNA. The record is from the annotation of a GenBank genome assembly. Lineage: Eukaryota; Fungi; Glomeromycota; Glomeromycetes; Entrophosporales; Entrophosporaceae.